This is a messenger RNA of Rhodofomes roseus, 993 nucleotides long. RefSeq names its product VIT family-domain-containing protein. Gene Ontology annotation, molecular function: manganese ion transmembrane transporter activity; iron ion transmembrane transporter activity. The transcript has 3 exons. Lineage: Eukaryota; Fungi; Basidiomycota; Agaricomycetes; Polyporales; Fomitopsidaceae. Gene Ontology annotation, biological process: intracellular manganese ion homeostasis. The record is from RefSeq and is a predicted model, not a curated record. Gene Ontology annotation, cellular component: fungal-type vacuole membrane. Bases 1 to 993 code for a protein of 330 amino acids.
AUGUCUUUCGAACAUAGUGUCGCCCCCGCCGUUCCUCUACCCCGCAAGAACGGAGACAUAGGCAACAAGCCACCCGUCUGGUCUGUAAACGACUCCACCGGAGACCAAGUCCCGCCCUCCGCAAAAUGCAACAGACAUGAAGCCUCGCGAGACGGUGUAUGCUGCAAAGAGCUCAUUGGCGAUGACGAGCGGAUACUGAUUGACCCAGACGUGGUCCGGGACGUUGUUAUCGGUCUCUCAGACGGCCUCACCGUUCCCUUUGCCCUCACCGCGGGCCUUUCCUCCCUUGGCGAAUCCAAACUCGUCAUCCUCGGUGGCAUUGCAGAACUCAUCGCUGGAGCCAUCUCGAUGGGCAUCGGCGGCUUCCUCGCGUCCCAGGCGGAGCGCGACCACUACCGCUACCUGCGCAAGCAGACGCGCGCACGCGUGCUCCGGAGCUGCGAGGGCGAGAUGGAGCGCGAAGUGCACGCCGUCCUGGGGCCCGUCGGCGUCGACGAGAAGACGAGCCGCGCCGUCGCGCAUUGCCUCAUGAACGUCGAGGUCGACUCGCAUGGCGACGGCUCGACGACCGCCGCGGGCUCCUCGAGCGGCAGCGAUACCGCAAGUCGCUACAGCACGAGCGACUCCGAGGCCGGCCUCCGGUGGAGCUCGAGCGUCGGCCUGUCCGCGUUCCUCCUCAAGUUCGGCGAGAACCUCGAGGAGGUGCCCACGAAGCGGCUGUACAUCUCCGCGCUCACGAUCGGCAUGGGCUAUCUUCUUGGCGGGCUGAUCCCCCUGCUCCCAUACUUCUUCGAGCCCGUUGCGCACCGCGCGUUGAUCUGGUCGUGCAUCGUGACUGGAAUCGUGCUCCUCGUAUUCGGCGCGGUCAAGGCGCGCAUCACAGGAGCCGGCGCGGGCGCGGGCGGAUACAUUUGGGGCGCUGUUAGUACGCUGCUCGUCGGCGGCGCCGCGGCGGCGGCAGCAUAUGGCAUCGUCGCGGCGCUCGAGUCAUGA